This is a messenger RNA of Phycodurus eques (leafy seadragon), 1758 nucleotides long. RefSeq names its product FKBP prolyl isomerase like (gene fkbpl). The record is from RefSeq and is a predicted model, not a curated record. NCBI's taxonomy places the organism in Eukaryota, Metazoa, Chordata, Actinopteri, Syngnathiformes, Syngnathidae. The transcript has 4 exons. Gene Ontology annotation, molecular function: protein binding. Bases 104 to 1180 code for a protein of 358 amino acids.
AAUGAUUUCAGUUGCACACCUUCUACAUUUUGUAGAAGAACGCCAAGUCCGUAUGUGUGGCUAAGCCGAGCAAAAUCUCAGCUAGGCUGUCCUCGCCGGAGGGAUGGAUCCGGUUCAAGUUCUCGAAGCGCCGCAGUGUGACGCCGCAGCUGAUCAUCACGAUGGGGUUGACGUCACCUCUUGGGUUUCGGUGUGUCCCAGAGGCCUCUGGGCGGUCCAGAAGACGCUGACGCACUCGGGGAGCCAACGGAAAGUUUUUAAUCCAGGAGAAGCGCCGUCGGCCGCUUACAGGCCAAGGUUGGGUUCACUGUGUCGUGUCCGCGUGUGCCUCAAAGGUGGCACGUGUCAAGCCGUCAAACCGCCAUCUGCAAAAGGAGAUGAGACCCAGCAAGGAGCUGUACGCUUUCCACAGCGCCGGCUGGACUCGGUUCUCCAGCUGGAGCUGGGUGACUGGACCACGCUGAGACUUGGGGAAGGUCAUUGUGAUGUCACAGAAGCCUGCGUGGAGGCCAUGAGAGCAGGAGACUCAUGCGAGAUACGCCUCACUCCAGCAAAUGGAGUGGAUGUGUGCGCUUCGCAGCCCGUGCAGGAACUACGUGCCACCGUGGAACUCCAAGCUUUCACGCCGGGGAAGGAAUCCUGGCAGAUGUCACCUGGUGAAAAAUGGGAGUGGGUGCGGUCCCAUAAGGAGAGAGGAGGCCAGAGGUUCAGAAGCGGAGACUUGUGGGGAGCGUCGGACAGCUACAGUCGCGCCCUCAAACUCGUCGUCGCCCUGCAGGGCUGCGAGGCGGACGGAAAAGAGCACCAAAUGGAAGAACGAAGCGCGACAACCUCCGAAGAUGGACCGAGCUGCCCCACCGUCCGUCAAGUGCGCAGCAUGAAAGCGGAACUUCACUCCAACUUGUCACUGUGCCAGCUCAAACUGAAGCAGCCGGCGCGGGCUAAAGAAAGCGCUGCGAAGGCCACACGGCUGGAACCCGGUGGCGCUAAAGCUUGGUACCGACUCGGCCGAGCCUGCCAGACGGUGAACGAGCUGGAGGAGGCCCGGCUGGCCUUCGGAGAACUCCUCAAGCUGGAGCCGGAAUCCACGGCCGCCGCGAAGGCGCUGAAAGACAUCACGAGUCAAGAGAAGCGGUCCAAUGCCCAGUUGGGACAGAGACUUAGUAAAAUGUUUAGCUAGGAUGCAGUCAAGCAUCUUAAUACUGUCAUACCAACGAUGAUGGUUGUUUUGCGUGCUUCUCCAUUGUCGUCAGCACCUUUCCUCGUGUUGUCAGAAGAGGAAUGUGUUAUUCACGAGGUGCAAAUUUUACAGAAUUAGCGGGGUGUUGUACGGACAUAAGACAGCUACUGUAUGUCUGGCGUAUUGCUUCGGCAGAUGGGUGCGGUAGUUUAAGGCCGUCUUUUUUCACCUCAGCCAAGCAGCCCUUCGUGCCAUCUCGGAUGGAUGACUGUAAUGCACUUUACUUUGGAGCCGGCCAGUCCUCCCUCAAACAUCUCCAGUUGGAUCAGAAUUCUGCCGCUCGCCUCUUAACUGGAACACGAAAGAGGGAGCACAUACAGUUGUGUGCAUAGGUUUACAUACCGUGGCAGAAAUUGUAGGGGGUAAUAUGAAUGAUGACUAAAUGAGCACAAUCGUCGUUUUAUUGCCGUUUUGUUUACCGGCUGUGCGGUUCUGAAAUCCCUUGGUUUGAUUUGAACCGCAUUCAAAAUAAAAUGUUUUGCAUCAUCACAAUUUUGACUCACUGUGAUUUUGCCUCA